Messenger RNA from Biomphalaria glabrata, 5276 nucleotides. RefSeq names its product YTH domain-containing family protein 1-like. The transcript is spliced from 5 exons. Gene Ontology annotation, molecular function: N6-methyladenosine-containing RNA reader activity; mRNA binding. Gene Ontology annotation, biological process: mRNA destabilization. The record is from RefSeq and is a predicted model, not a curated record. Lineage: Eukaryota; Metazoa; Mollusca; Gastropoda; Planorbidae. The coding region runs from base 193 to 2172 and encodes 659 amino acids. Gene Ontology annotation, cellular component: cytoplasm.
GUAGUCGCCGCCAUUGUUGCAUGUUGAGGAAGGAAUUUCCUGUGGAUAAAUUUGUGAUAUUUCUUAUUUUGUGCUUAGUGUUACGUUUAUAAACCAAAUAGAUUGACACUUGUUUAAUUUGUGUGUGUUUUUUGAAUAGACUGUGACCGAACACUUUCUUUAUUCAUUUGUUGUUUUUCUAAAUAGAGUGGGAUGUCUGCAAAUGUUGAUCAGAGGUCAAAGGGCCAGCCUAAUCAAGUGUCAAAUGGAGCUGGAAAAGAUGUUAUGAAAGAAGAUGAUAUGUAUCUUCCACCUCCCCCUCAUGUGAGAUCAUGGAGUGAGCAAGCCCCUGAUAAUGCAUAUGUUCCUCCAAUACCAAAUGCUGGAGUGUCAGAAUCAUUCUUUCAGAGCUACUAUCCAUCCAAUCUGUCAUAUCCAUUUAUGAAUCAAGGGAUUGGUGGAUCAGAAGGUCCUUGGUCAAAUGGGGCUGAUACAAUGUUUGGAAUGGGCUAUGACUAUAGUAAUGUUUAUGGCGGUUUCGGAUUCCCUUUCAAUAAUUGGGAGUAUGCUACUAGUGACUACUGGGGCACUACUCAACCUGUUCGGAAGGAUCAGCGAGGCUAUUCAUCAGAAGAUCCCUAUUAUCCUCCAGAAAUGAUGCCUCCUGACAAUUACGGCAUGAUGAAUGGGGCAUCAGCACCACCUGAGCCCCAAGAGCCUAUUGGAACUGUGGAACAAGGUAUGCGUGGCAUGACCUUGGCUUCCCCCAGCUCCUCCACUAUGGAUUCUGGAAGAAAAAAGAUAGAUUACAGUCAACCUCCAGUGAUGUCUGAUGGGUUUGGAGGUGGUGAUACUUCCCAGAUGAUGUCCUCAUCACAUUCACAAUCACUUCAGUCAUCCAUGAUGGGUGGCGGAAGCACAGGUGGAAGCAGUCAAAGCCAGAGCAAAAAGUCAACUUGGGCAGCUAUUGCUAGUCAACCUGCAAGACCACAGCAACAGCUCCGGCCAAGAACUAUACCACGUGCACCUGCACACCCUAAUAAACCCCAUAACAUGGAUAUUGGAACCUGGGAUGGCAGGGGCAACCCCAACAAGGCAUCUGUACCACCACCACAACCGCCUUCUUCCCAACCGCCACAGGCUCGUCAGAGUUGGGCAAACCCUACUCCGCGAGCAAGGCAAAUCCAACCCCACUCCACCAGUGGUCCAGGAAAUGAACCCACUGUCAGCAGCACAAACCUCAACUCAAAUAACAAUAGCAGCAGCGUUAGCGCAGUACCUGUGGUCCAGGGCAAUCACAGUCCACCAUAUUCUACCAACUAUAAUCAAUCAUCAGGGGGUGCUCCAUCAAAUAGAAGUAGUACAAACAACUGUGCCACAACGAAUGGUGAAAGUAGCCACAGCAACCCUCCAGUUUCCUCUCACCCUGUUUUGGACCAAUUGAAAUCUUCCAAUCUGUAUAAUCCAAAGGAAUUCAACCUUAACCCCAGAUCUGCUCGUUUCUUUAUUAUUAAGUCAUACUCAGAGGAUGACAUUCACCGUUCCAUCAAGUACAACAUCUGGUGCAGCACAGAUCAUGGGAAUAAACGUUUGGACCAGGCUUUCAGAGAGCGUGAAGGUAAAGGACCUGUCUACCUCAUUUAUUCAGUAAACGGAAGUGGUCAUUUUUGCGGCAUAGCACAAAUGAUGUCCCCUGUGGAUUACAACAAAAGUGCUGGUGUCUGGGCCCAAGACAAGUGGAAAGGUCAGUUUGUAGUGAAAUGGGUGUAUGUAAAAGAUGUUCCCAAUAGCCAGCUUAGGCACAUUCGUUUAGAGAAUAAUGAGAACAAGCCAGUGACUAACUCGAGAGACACACAAGAAGUACCACCUGAAAAGGGCAAGCAGGUCUUGCGCAUUGUUCACAGCUACAAGCACACCACAUCAAUCUUUGAUGACUUUAUUCACUAUGAAAAGCGACAGGAAGAGGAUGCUCAUUCAGGUACUGCACAUCGUGAAACUCGCAAUGAGAGAGGUGAUCAUCGUGGUGGAGAUAGAGAACACAGGGGAGGAGGUGGCAGUGACAGAGAUCGUGGAGACAGAGACAGAGUGGAUAGGGACAGACGAGAUGGUCCUCCUGGAAAUAGGAAUCGGGAGAACCGCAGAGGUGGUCAUGAUGGUGGAUCUGGUGGUGGUCGUCCCGGAAGACAGGAAUAAAUUCUUCUGUCCAGGAUCUUCUUUCCUCAUCACUGGAAAUAUUUCAAACCAUAAUCAUCAAUAUUUGUGAGAGGUUCAGAUGAAUCCUAAUCCCAGAUCAUGUGCUGCUCUUUAAUUCUUUAAUCUUUUUUUUUUUUUUUUUCUUGUGGAAACAUUUUAGCAUUCAUAGCAUCAACCAAGUUAAUACUGAAACUUGGAUAAGUUUUACCUUUUCUUUAUUUAAUUUUUUUUUUUUCCAAUUGUAAUUAUGGAGUCAUUUUUUCCCAAUACUUGGUGGUGUUUAUCAGAUUUUGUGAGGUUGAGGACUAAAGGAAUUCUUUGAGGACCAUGUUUCAGCUAAUUAUGCAUUACAUUUUGAAAAGACUCAACAGACAACAAUAUUUCAUAAAUGGAAUAGUGAUAAGACAUGGAGCAUAUUUCACUGCUGAUACAACAAUAGACCCUGGUACCACAAACUCAUGCUGUUCAAUCAUCGUUUCCCUUUCUUUUAGUUUUUCCUAUUUAAAGUGAAAUAAAAAUACUAGACACUAUUUUUAUUCCAGUAUGACAACAAGCUUGAAACCGCAUUAAACUAAUAUGAACAGACAAAGGACUGCUUUAUUUCAAUUGAUGCCAAGGAUAAUUCCAAUAAACCAUCUAGUUUCUCGGCUGUGUUAGUAUUUCAUUGUUUAGGUUAGUACCCCCACAGACUGCUCAUGUUUGUUGUUUUAUUAUAUCAAAUGUAAUUAUUAAUUUCAAGAACAGUGAAGUUUGACACUAAACAACUGUGUUAAUCAUCAAUGAUUACUUAUAAGUACAUAUUAUUCUCUUUUUUAAACUUGAAAAAUGUCUUCAGUGAAGCUCACCACAUGUCCAGAUGAUUUUGGGAGUAAUGAGGCACUCCAAUGCUAUGUGCAUCAGCGAACUAUCACAUGUGAACUAUCAGACCAACUAUUUUGUACCUUGUGUUAUUCUGACUAGUGAUGACUGCUGGCUCUGAAAACCACACCAACAAAAAAACAGGAAAUAAAUUGCUUAGUAUUUGUUUCUCUUCAUCAAAGCAUUGAGCACAGUCCAUAAUAAUUUCCACCAUUAUGGAUUUGAAUUUUUGGCAGUUUUAUUUAAUUCUAGGAACAACUUUAAAAGUAUUUCAGAGUGAUACGUAAUGUGUUGGAAACAAUGCAACAGAAUAGCUCAUUAGUAUUCAUUUGUACACACAAGACACAAGGUUUAUAGUUGUGAGUUUAUAAAUAGUUCACUUAACAAAUUACAUUUUUCUUACAGGAAAAAAAAGGAAACAAGUUGAAAAAUGGCUAUCAUAUGUUGAUUUUUUAAUUCAAGGUUUAAAUCUUAGUUUAGCAUAAUUAUGGUUAUGUGAUUUCAUUUUCAAUUUUUUUUUUCGUUAAUGAUUUUUAUAGGGUCUUCAAAUUAGUCUAAAUGUUUUAAAACUUAUUGUAAGGUAAUCUAAGAAAAAUAGGUAUAACAUUUUCACUUUCCAUAACCUCAAUAAAGUAGCAGAUUUCUGUAUUUAUACUUUUCAGAUCAUUUUAGAAUUUUUUAUUAUCAUCAUUAUUUUUUUUUUAAACAUUUAUAUUAAGGACAGAAACAAGACUAAGAUAAGCAUUUUUUUUUUUAAUUGAUUUGGAAAAAUUUUAAACCAUUAUCAUUUUAAAACAGCUGGAAAUUCUUUUAAUUAAUUAAUAAAACAUUCUUUUAGUUUAACUAUCUGGAUAUUGCAUGUUGGUUCUGAUGUAUGGCAGAUUUUUUUUUUUUUUUUUUUUUAAUUUUACAUUAUCUGCUGGUGUUAAUGUAAUAUCAAUCCCUUUAUGAGCUGAAUUACUGUUUAACAAUAAUACACUAUUAAAAUCAUGAUUGUUUUAGAAGUGGUUUUGAAUUGAUAUAUUUAACGGUGUAACAAAAAAGUUAUGCACUUUCAAGAAGUUAAACACUAAUUUCUUAUGUAUAUGUCUUGAUCAACACAUUUUUGUAUUCAAAUGGAAAGUAAUAGAAGAUUUGACAAAGUUUUUUGGCUUGGAUAUUUAUUUUUAAAGUACCUUCCACUUCACUGCUGAUAAUGUAGACAUAACAGCCAUAGAAAAGAGGUUUUUUUUUUUCAUUCACUUUUUUCAACAUACAAGUUUAUAGGGACUAAUGUUAUUAUGAUAUUACCUGAGAAAAUGCCCCAAAAAGUACUUAAGAACCUAGAAAAAUAACUGGACCAUGGCUACAAAAAAAAAGGUGUACCAGUACUGCAAUGUAAAUGGAAGUCCCAUUGUUCAGAGUAGAAAUGUAAUAAUUCAGUGAAUUUCUUGAAGUUGACUUUUCAGUUUUAUUUCUUUCCCCCCCCCCCCUUUUUUUUUUUUUUUUUUUUUUUUUUUUUUAAAUCUAUGGAAUUGCUUAAUAUUAGAAUGUACCCAAAAAUGUUACAAAUAAUUUGAAAAGAAGUUGUAUGUUAACAAAUAAAUUGUGAAGGAUGACCAUUCACUGGUUGAAAAAUACUUCUUCAAUAUUGUUUUUAGUCAAGUAGCUUUGAUAAUACAAUCUGAAGCAGGUUUACUCCCAGUUGGCUGUUCUAUAUAUGAGGUUGAUAAUCAUUAAGUUUGACCUAUCUAAAUUUGAUAUGUGGCUUUUUAAUUUUAAAAAAAUAAUUUCAAAGUGGUUCAAACAUUAUUUAUUGCUUUUAUAUUCUAUAAUUAAGUAUCAAUUGGAAGAGCAUUUUUUUCAUUGCCUCAAUAUAGCUUUACAUAUUUUCUUUUUGUUUUAAUUUUCUCUAAUUCUAAUUGAAGCACUCAAAUCCUAAUUUUGUGACAAAUUUUCCGUAGUGGUCAUCCUUUGCAACACUAAAACAUUUUAAAAGAUUUUUGUUUUUUUAUCUGUUAAUGGAAAAGAUGUUGCCUUUAGCUUAUUAAAGCAUGUAGUCUGUUUGUGGGCUAUUCUUAAAUGUCUGGAUUUUAAGUAGUACUGGCAAUGGAUUAUAUACAAUUCUUUAACAACCAUGUUCUAAUUGUCUACAUUUGUCAUUAAUUUCCAACAAACAAAUACUAUGAAGGGUUUCAUUAAUCCUCUUCAUCUUGUGUGGUGGAUGUGCACAUACCAAUAAAUGAUGUUCUUUUGUCUGCCUCUUG